Molecule: messenger RNA, 777 nt
Organism: Pseudomassariella vexata
Lineage: Eukaryota; Fungi; Ascomycota; Sordariomycetes; Amphisphaeriales; Pseudomassariaceae
Exons: 1
Coding region: 1-777 (258 amino acids)
Molecular function (GO): hydrolase activity, acting on carbon-nitrogen (but not peptide) bonds, in linear amides
Source: RefSeq, a predicted model, not a curated record
AUGACUACCUUCUUGGGUCCUGGAGUGCUCAAGGUUGAGUUCCUCGAACUCAUCACCGCCGACUACGGCUGGACAGCCAUUCUAUCCGGCUUCGGCAUCCUCGCUGACGACUUCCCGGAGCAGAAACUCAAGUUUUGGGAUUUGAAGGGCGCGAAGGAGAGAGGCUAUAUCGUCUUCAAGGAAGGGAUCCACGUUCCGUUCUCGCCGUUUCUGGGUGUUAUCGGCGUUGCGCCCGCGGAGGACGGUGAGUUUGGGAUGGUGCCGCCGCUCGAGACGGGUGGGAAUAUCGACACGCGACACAUCACCGUUGGGUCGGUUUUAUACCUACCCGUGAAGGUACCGGGUGCGCUGCUGAGUUGUGGGGAUGGACAUGCGGCGCAGGGAGAUGGGGAGGUGUGUGGGACGGCCGUGGAGACGCCGAUGAAGGCUAGGGUGAGGGUGUCGGUGGAGAAGGGGAAGGGGAAGCGGUGGGUGAAGAGUCCGUACAUCAUUACGGCGCCAAGUGCGGCAAGACCAGAGAUGAAUGUUGGGGAUGGGAGGGAGUUUGUAUAUUUGGGGAUUGAUGAGGACAUUAGGGAGGCGACGAGGAAGGCGGUAAGAGGGGCGGUGGGAUGGUUGGUCGAGGAGAAGGGGUUGGAGAGGGAGGAGGCGUAUAUGCUCGCGAGUGUUGCGGGGAGUUUGAAGAUGUGCGAGGUGGUGGAUAUGCCCAAUUACGCUAUUGGAUUCGCGGUGCCUUUGGGUAUAUUCGUAGAGGAGGGAGGUGGGCUGUGUGAAUGA